This is a messenger RNA of Saccostrea cuccullata (small rock oyster), 399 nucleotides long. RefSeq names its product aminopeptidase N-like. The transcript has 4 exons. Lineage: Eukaryota; Metazoa; Mollusca; Bivalvia; Ostreida; Ostreidae. Gene Ontology annotation, cellular component: cytoplasm. The record is from RefSeq and is a predicted model, not a curated record. Bases 8 to 346 code for a protein of 112 amino acids. Gene Ontology annotation, molecular function: metalloaminopeptidase activity; peptide binding; zinc ion binding. Gene Ontology annotation, biological process: proteolysis; peptide catabolic process.
GGCUGAAAUGGAUUAUGUCCCCUGGACUGCCGCGGAGAAGGAGCUGUCGUACGUCCGUAAAAUGUUGGUCCGCACCCCUCUGUAUGGGGAGUACAAGAAUUUCAUGGCAUCUCUGUUGAAGAAGCCAUUUGGAAAACUUGGACUGGACAACUCUAAUUCAAACCAUCUAGAAAUCUAUACACGAUCAGAUGUGGCUGACUUGGCCUGUACCUAUGAUGUCCCUGGCUGUAGGACACAGGUGAAGGCCAUCUUUGACAAGUGGAUGUCUAAUCCGACAGUUAACCUUGUGGAUCCGAAUCUGAAGACGAUGGUGUACUGUACAGGGGUCGCCGAGGGGAGAGAGUGAGUGGGACUUUGUCCUACAGCAAUACAAGGACUCUACACUGGCCUCAGAGAGCA